This is a messenger RNA of Indicator indicator, 408 nucleotides long. It is a transcript of the gene TMEM233, whose product is annotated as transmembrane protein 233. Lineage: Eukaryota; Metazoa; Chordata; Aves; Piciformes; Indicatoridae. The transcript has 3 exons. Gene Ontology annotation, cellular component: membrane. The record is from RefSeq and is a predicted model, not a curated record. Bases 1 to 408 code for a protein of 135 amino acids.
AUGUCCGCGCUCCCCCCCGGUACCGACAUCAAGAGGGCUCUGGAUAACAGCCCCGAGACCAACAUCGAAGAUGAGUUGCCCGACGGACCGCCGCAGCCGCGGCCCAAGAACUACCUGCUCCUCAGCAUCCUCUCCUGCUUCUGUCCCGCCUAUCCCGUCAACAUCGUCGCCUUCGUUUUUGCAGUCAUGGCUUUAAACAGUUACAAUCAAGGAGAUAUAGAAGGGUCAAAAAGACUGGGUCGCAAUGCGCUCUGGGUGGCUGUGGCGUCAAUUAUCAUUGGUCUUGUCGUCAUUGGAAUCUAUUGCGCAGUUCAUUUCACAACGGUAACAGAGUCCCCAAGUGCCACUUUUCACUCUCAUAAUCUGUUCAAUGUAUCUUCAGCAAUCAAUUACUAUUUUAUUGUUUGA